AUGCCAUUGCCCAGGCCAAAGAGACGACGAGUAGCUAGGAAGCCUGAGACAAAUGACAGAUCUCAGUCGACGGGGCGGUCACUUCCACCGCCGGAUCAUCCGAUCUGUGAUAUUCUCCGUCUGAGUGGACGGCUGUCAUGUACACCAGUUGAACUUGAUGGUGCCUUAGAAAGAAUAUGGGGAAAGCGCGAAGAUGAAGCAACACUAGCCGUUCGGGCAAGGAUGGGACUUCCCUACACGCCACUAGAAGAACUAGACCGUGCUGUUAAAGCAUACUUCAGCGAUGGCCUUUUUGUUGCUUCGACUAAAUUUGUUACUCUUCAACAGUCCGUAUUGUGUGGGGAAUCCGCAAUUCUCCUGGGAGAGAAC
Molecule: messenger RNA, 369 nt
Organism: Aspergillus neoniger CBS 115656
Lineage: Eukaryota; Fungi; Ascomycota; Eurotiomycetes; Eurotiales; Aspergillaceae
Exons: 2
Source: RefSeq, a predicted model, not a curated record